AUGAAUUACGGCUAUGACAAUCAGUAUACAACCUCCUACGGCGCUCAUGGUGCCGCAGACGGUGGCGGCUUCGUGGCGGGAGAGCCGCAGAGUAGUCCUGCUGCUGGAAGAGGAGGUUAUGGAAAAGACACUGUCCGGCCGAUGACCAUCAAACAAAUUCUCGAUGCAGAACAACCCCACCCAGAUGCAGAUUUCCGGAGUGACGGAGAGCCAUUUAGCCAGGUCACAUUUGUUGGCCAGAUCCGCAGUAUAAGCACCCAACCGACAAACAUCACCUACAAAAUCGACGACGGGACGGGCCUCAUUGAGGCGAAGCAAUGGAUCGACGGAGAGUCAAACAACGCAGAGAAGAUGGAUGUUGACUCAAACAAACCGAAGUUGGUGGAAGAUGGCUAUUGUCGGGUAUGGGGGAGAUUAAAGGCAUUCAACAACAAGAGACAUGUUGGCGCACAUAUUAUUCGGCCUAUUGUGGAUUACAACGAGAUCAACUACCACUUGCUCGAAGCAACGGCUGUACACCUGUUCUUCGCCAGAGGACCGCCUCCGAACGCGCAGUCGAACGGACAGCAGAGAAACGGCGCAGCCAAUGGAUUGAUGGGGAACGGAACGCGUCAGGAAUUUGCAGCAGAUGGGCAACUGGCUCAGUGCUCACCACUGGCACGGAAGAUUUUUGUAACGCUCAAAAACACGCCGCAGAGCAAUGAGGGUUUGCAUGUGCAGAUGAUUGCUUCUGCCAUGGGCCUGUCAACGAGUGAUGUGUACAAGGGCGCCGAAGAACUUGUGGCUGCCGGCAAGAUUUUCACGACCGUCGAUGAUAAUACCUGGGCAGUUCUGGACGGGUGA
Molecule: messenger RNA, 843 nt
Organism: Fonsecaea multimorphosa CBS 102226
Lineage: Eukaryota; Fungi; Ascomycota; Eurotiomycetes; Chaetothyriales; Herpotrichiellaceae
Exons: 4
Coding region: 1-843 (280 amino acids)
Biological process (GO): nucleotide-excision repair; DNA replication; double-strand break repair via homologous recombination
Cellular component (GO): nucleus; chromosome, telomeric region; site of double-strand break
Molecular function (GO): DNA binding
Source: RefSeq, a predicted model, not a curated record